This is a messenger RNA of Carassius gibelio (silver crucian carp), 1696 nucleotides long. RefSeq names its product homeobox A9b (gene hoxa9b). Lineage: Eukaryota; Metazoa; Chordata; Actinopteri; Cypriniformes; Cyprinidae. The record is from RefSeq and is a predicted model, not a curated record. Gene Ontology annotation, cellular component: nucleus. Gene Ontology annotation, biological process: anterior/posterior pattern specification; DNA-templated transcription; regulation of transcription by RNA polymerase II. The coding region runs from base 141 to 908 and encodes 255 amino acids. Gene Ontology annotation, molecular function: RNA polymerase II cis-regulatory region sequence-specific DNA binding; DNA-binding transcription factor activity, RNA polymerase II-specific. The transcript has 2 exons.
GCAGUGAUUCAACUUAUCAGAGGUCUGUAGUUCACAGCGGAGUCAAGUAGUUAGUUACUUGAUUUCAACGGAUUCUGCUUUUGUGUCAGUUUCAUUGUGGGUGUAUCCGUUCUCCUGGGCUCUCUUUGCUUGUUUUUGUUAUGUCGACAUUGGGGACACUGAGUUACUACGCUGACUCACACAUUCCACACGAGAAUGACGAUCAUUUGGCACCGAGGUUCUCAUCUGGACCCGUGGUCCAGCAGCAGGCUCGGGAACUGACGCUACUUGAAUAUGGCGAACAGGAGCAGUACACUUUCCAAGCCAAAUCAUCUAUUUUUGGUGCGUCAUGGAGUCCCGUGCCCGUGCAGCCCCCAGGCACAUCUAUCGCCUACCACCCGUACAUUUAUCACCCCUGCUCAACAGGAGAAACCGAGGCAGCAUCCGUGCGUUCCUGGGCGCUGGAACCGCUGCCUGCCCUGCCUUUCACGGGAUUAUCCACAGAUACAAACCAUGAUAUAAAACUUGAACCACUGGUUGGGAGUGGUGAGUGCACCACGCAUACAUUGCUUGUGGCCGAGACUGUCAACAAUACGACCCAAGCAGAGAGGAAGAUAACAGACGAUGCGCUUUCCAACGGAUCACAGGACGAGAAAGCUCCAGCAGAGACGAAGGUGGAUCUAGACCCAAAUAACCCUGCGUCCAACUGGCUGCAUGCGAAGUCCACUAGGAAAAAGCGCUGUCCAUACACUAAGCAUCAAACUCUUGAGCUGGAGAAAGAAUUUCUGUUUAAUAUGUACCUCUCACGCGACCGUAGAUAUGAAGUGGCAAGACUCCUAAAUCUCACCGAGAGACAAGUCAAAAUUUGGUUCCAAAACCGUAGGAUGAAGAUGAAGAAAUGCAAUAAAGAUCGUCCAAAAGACAUUUAAAAGUGGAAAGCUAUAAAUGCGCACUGCAGUGGAUGAAGUUAUUUGGCUCGUGCGAAGGUGUUUGUGAAUAAGCCUGUCCUUUUCCUCAUGCACAACAACAGUAGAUAAUUAUUGAUAGCCUACAUUUUGUAAUGUUUGAUGUACAUUGCACAAACCUUUGAUGUAAGGGUAUGCUUGUAUAUAUCAUUUUGUCUUUGUAUACAGCUUGUUGGUGAUACAGUUCUCUUAUUUGGUGUGCGUAUUGUAGGUCCAGCAUUUCGCAUUCUGUACAUAUGUUACAAUUUUAUUUUUAAAAGUUUUUAAAGCAUCCGUUCAUGAUUUCAGGGAAAUGUGCCAUGUGAAAUGCUGAUGAUAUGCAUGAAUUUCAGUUUUUUUAUAUAUAUAUAAAAAAUGACUUGUAGAGUAAUGUAUCAAUGUUUAAUGUGACUACCUAGAUGUAUUUGAACUACCUAUGUAUUAAUAUUAAUUUAUGUUGUAUUGUUAGUCAUUUAAAUAUUUCAGUGGAUUUUGUAACAUUUACGUGCUUGUAAUGUUUUAUGUGAACACAUCAAAUUGCAUACGCCAAUACCUCAAAUCAGUAGUUUAGAAAUAAAAUUCCACUUGUGUAAAUAAAUAAAUUUCUGAUAAGUAAUACAUUUCGUUAAGACUGUCUAUAUGGUUUGGGCAAAUUUCUGGGUUUCAUGGGUUACACUCAUGCCUAACGAAGUACAAAUCUGCGAUAGUUUUGCAAUAAGUUGUCACUAAUAAUUGCAGUCCUGUAUUUCUGUGCUAUACAACACAUAAAGUUC